AUGGGCUGCAUUGGAUACAGAAUGGUAGAUGGAGUUAAAAAAUACUGUUUGUACGACGGAGAAGUGCAGACAGACGUGCAGACGGCACACCCCGCCAGAUUCUCGCCAGAAGAUGCUUUUUCAAAGUACAGAAUAGAAAUCAAAACAGAGUACGAUUUGCUGCCAAAAUCCGCUCAAAAUUAA
Molecule: messenger RNA, 183 nt
Organism: Nematocida minor
Lineage: Eukaryota; Fungi; Microsporidia
Product: H/ACA ribonucleoprotein complex subunit 3
Exons: 1
Coding region: 1-183 (60 amino acids)
Biological process (GO): positive regulation of telomerase RNA localization to Cajal body; snRNA pseudouridine synthesis; ribosome biogenesis
Cellular component (GO): box H/ACA snoRNP complex; box H/ACA telomerase RNP complex
Molecular function (GO): telomerase RNA binding; box H/ACA snoRNA binding
Source: RefSeq, a predicted model, not a curated record